AUGGCCUGUUUACGGCCUCUGUUUUCCGCUGCGCAGGCCCUGCGUUGCACCUUCAUCUCCUCAAUCGAAUCGCAGACCGCUGCCCAAGCUUCGAGACAGCUACACGCCCUACCUACACGACAAUUAAGAUACUACCGGGCGACCCCUGUUUCUCAAUUCUCGCAACGACCUCAUUAUCCUCCUCCCCCAGCUACUUCGGCUGCCUCUUCCGCCUCUCGAUCAUCACUACCAAAGGACGAAGAAAUACGAAGUGCGAUAGUCCGGGUGGUUCAAGAGAAUGGACAAUUAGGAGAGCCAAUGUCGCUCAAGUCUGCGUUAGCCUCAUUUGACCGGUCCCGAAACUUCUUGGUACAAGUUCGAGCAGGAUCAGAAGACCAGGCUCCGGUAUGCAAGAUUGUCGACAAGUCGGAAUAUAGCGCAAGUGCAAAGGCAAAAGCAAAGGGAAAGGAGAGCAAGCCUAAGUCGACGGCUGUUCAGAUAAAGCAGAUAGAGCUGAACUGGGCGAUUGACCCUCAUGACCUUCAGCACCGUCUGGACCAGCUAGAGACCUUCUUGUCCAAGGGCAAGAGAGUGUCGUUGAUCCUGACAAAGAAAAAGAGAAAGAGAAGAGCUACACCGGACGAGGCACAACGGGUGUUGGCUGCCAUUGAAAGUAAGCUGUUUGAGAUCGGGGUUACGGAGGUGAAACCAAGAAGAGGCAAAAUCAUGGAGCACAUGGAAUAUGUUCUAGACAAGAAGAAGGCUACGGCGUGA
Messenger RNA from Trichophyton benhamiae CBS 112371, 753 nucleotides. RefSeq names its product translation initiation factor IF3, putative. NCBI's taxonomy places the organism in Eukaryota, Fungi, Ascomycota, Eurotiomycetes, Onygenales, Arthrodermataceae. Gene Ontology annotation, cellular component: mitochondrion. Gene Ontology annotation, molecular function: translation initiation factor activity; ribosome binding. The record is from RefSeq and is a predicted model, not a curated record. The transcript has a single exon. Gene Ontology annotation, biological process: mitochondrial translational initiation; ribosome disassembly. Bases 1 to 753 code for a protein of 250 amino acids.